Amaranthus tricolor (Joseph's coat) is the source of this 619-nucleotide messenger RNA. RefSeq lists its product as uncharacterized. Bases 125 to 385 code for a protein of 86 amino acids. Lineage: Eukaryota; Viridiplantae; Streptophyta; Magnoliopsida; Caryophyllales; Amaranthaceae. The record is from RefSeq and is a predicted model, not a curated record. The transcript is spliced from 2 exons.
UGAUCAAAGCCGAAACAGAAGCUCCACCUUUUGACCUAGGGUUUACAAUUCGAUCUCUCAAAUUCAAUUCUCAAUCGAAUCGAAUUAUAUCACCAAAUUGCUCGUCUUUUGCUGUCAUUCAACAAUGGCGAUGCGUCAAUUCUUCAACGAGAUUCGAGGCAUAAAGGUGAAGGAAGUUCCAGAAAAGGUUAAGCCUAUGCUAUCAAUCUCCUACUUUAAGAACUCAUUUGGGAAGUUUAUAGACAAUUACCAUGCCAAGUACAUUGAAACUGACUCAAUCAUGCCUUUAUACCAUGUCUGCUUUGGUGGUAUGGCCUUCUCAUACCUUGUUGCUCUACCUGAGGAACGCCGCCAUCUUGAACAUGCUCAACAGCACGGUCACUGAUCUCUAUCGAUCUUUCCCGCUCUCAUUUUCAGGUUGAAAUUUGCUUCGCUGGGAGGUUGUAGGAGAAGGCCAAGUUGUGUUUUGUUGUUUAUGCCAUUUCCGUUUAUAAAAUGUAUUAUUUUUCAUCAUGAACUUCAAUAAGUUUUUUGAGAAUUGGUGUGGGUGAUAUUUAACCUCUUGAAAGCACUUGGAUCAGUGUUCUACAUGUUCCUAAUUUGUGUUCAUUUUUAAGGA